Entrophospora candida is the source of this 1036-nucleotide messenger RNA. The record is from the annotation of a GenBank genome assembly. Lineage: Eukaryota; Fungi; Glomeromycota; Glomeromycetes; Entrophosporales; Entrophosporaceae.
ACAACAAAAAGUUUUAGAAAAUAAAAAUAUUGAUGCUAAUAAAAAACAAAAAACUCGCACACUGGUAGAGAACCAAGUACUAGGCAUCUCGUUUUUAAAUCCAACACACCCACUUGGAUCUUAUAAUAUUAUUUCGCUCUUUGAUAGAGAAUUUCCUUACACUAAAGAACUAUCAAAUCGUUACCCAAAUCAGAUGAAAAUAUUAAUUGAUAAAUAUAGAGAGAUUGAAGAUGGCAUUGAAGGCAAUAUUAAAAAUAUCUGGAAAGUGAAAAAUAGUAUAAAAAGUCUAUUAGUUAAAUACAAUGGAUACAUAUCAAAAAAUUAUGAUGAAAGAACAGGUGUCAUCAAUCAUGAAAAACUACUAUCCUUUAUAUGUGAAAAACCAUUUCAAAAUUAUUGUCAUAAAAAUGAUUACGAACUGCUUUGGUGUCAAGACAUUUAUAAGAGCUUUGCUGCAGAAUUUCGUUAUCGAGAUGAAAUCAUAAAUCCAUUAAUUGCAGAGGCAUUCUGUGACAUUGAGCAUUUUGCAUGGAUAGAAACGGGAGAACUUGAAAAUAGAAUAAAGAAACUGCAACGGAACGAAGAUAAAGAGAAUAAUGAACGUUCAAAAAUCGGAUAUAAACAUGAUGGUAUCGUUUAUGUGUUGGUUCAUGGACAAAAAUUUUCAAUUGGAUUCAUUGAAGUUACAGGAAAUGCAUUCAAUGAAGAUGUUUCUGAUAGGAAUACUGACUAUGAAAAAUUAUUAAAAUCAAUGUCAUUAUCUAUAUGGAACCAAAAAGAGUAUUUAAUAUACAAUGGAAAUCCACCAAUGCUACGAUCUUUUGGUAUUUUGGUGCAUGUUGGUUUAAAUGUUGUUUGUGAUUUUGAUGGGUUAUUAUUACCAUCAUCUGAUGAGUGUAUCUUCAGAACAUCAGAAAUUGUGGAAAAUGUAUUAAAAUUUAAGGUAAGGAUCGUAAAUUAUUGGAAAGAACUUAAAAAUCAUUCAUGCAAAAUGAUACGUUCACCAACUGCAAAACCUCCAUCCUCACCAAAAUAA